CCCGGUGUGGAGCCGCGUCCCUUCUCUGGAGUAGGGCUUCGACGGCGUGGAGCCCCGCCCUGGCCGGCGGUGUGGCGCGGUCCCGUUAGGUCUGCGGAGGCGAUGGCGGCACGGGCGUGGAGGCUGCUGACCACCCUGCUGGCGGCCGCUGCCGCCGCCUCCCAGACUGAUGUGGAGUCGGAGGCCGGCUGGGACGUGGCUGCGCCCGACCUGCUCUUCGCCGAUGGGACAGCGGCCUACGCGCGCGGGGACUGGGCCGAGGUGGUUCUGAGCAUGGAGCGGGCGCUCCGCUCGCGGGCCGCCCUGCGCGCCCUCCGCCUGCGCUGCCGCACCCAGUGCGCCGCCGACCUGCCCUGGGAGCUGGACGCCGGCUCAUCGCCGAGCCUGGCCGCGGACCCGGGCGCCGCCGCGCUGCGCGACCUGCGCUUCUUCGGGGGCCUGCUGCGCCGAGCCGCCUGCCUGCGCCGCUGCCUCGGGCCGCCGGCCGCCCACGCGCUCAGCGAGGAGCUGGAGCUGGAGUUCCGCAAGCGGAGCCCCUACAACUACCUGCAGGUCGCCUACUUCAAGAUAAACAAGCUGGAGAAAGCUGUAGCCGCAGCACACACCUUCUUUGUGGGCAAUCCUGAGCACAUGGAGAUGCGGCAGAACCUGGACUACUACCAAAGCAUGUCUGGAGUGAAGGAGGCCGACUUCAAGGACCUUGAGGCCAAACCCCAUAUGCAUGAGUUCCGGCUCGGAGUGCGACUCUACUCUGAGGAGCAACCACAGGAAGCUGUGCCGCACCUGGAGUUGGCACUACAAGAGUACUUCGUGGCUGACGAAGAGUGCCGUGCCCUCUGCGAGGGACCCUAUGACUAUGAUGGCUACAACUACCUGGACUACAGUGCCGACCUCUUCCAGGCCAUCACAGAUCAUUAUGUCCAGGUCCUCAGCUGUAAGCAAAACUGUGUCACCGAGCUGGCUUCCCACCCAAGUCGAGAAAAGCCCUUUGAAGACUUCCUCCCAUCACAUUACAAUUAUCUGCAGUUUGCCUACUAUAACAUUGGGAAUUAUACACAAGCUAUUGAAUGUGCCAAGACCUACCUCCUCUUCUUUCCCAAUGAUGAGGUGAUGAGCCAGAACCUGGCCUACUAUGCAGCUAUGCUUGGAGAAGAGCAGGCCAGCUCCAUUGGCCCCCGUGAGACUGCCCAGGAGUACCGCCGACGCAGCCUGCUGGAGAAAGAGCUGCUUUUCUUCGCUUACGACGUUUUUGGAAUUCCCUUCGUGGAUCCGGACACGUGGACCCCGGCAGAGGUGAUCCCCAAGAGACUGCAAGAGAAACAGAAGUCCGAACGGGAAACGGCUGUGCGCAUCUCCCAGGAGAUCGGCAACCUCAUGAAGGAGAUCGAGACCCUGGUGGAAGAGAAGACCAAGGAGUCCCUGGAUGUGAGCAGGCUGACCCGGGAAGGAGGGCCCCUGCUGUAUGACGGCAUCCGUCUUACCAUGAACUCCAAACUCCUGAACGGCUCCCAGCGGGUGGUGAUGGAUGGUGUGAUCUCUGACGCCGAGUGCCAGGAGCUGCAGAGACUGACCAACGCAGCAGCAACUUCAGGAGAUGGGUACCGAGGCCAGACCUCCCCACAUACCCCCAACGAAAAGUUCUAUGGCGUCACUGUCUUCAAAGCCCUAAAGCUGGGGCAGGAAGGGAAAGUUCCUCUGCAGAGUGCCCAUCUGUACUACAACGUGACUGAGAAGGUGCGGCGCGUCAUGGAGUCCUACUUCCGCCUGGACACCCCCCUCUACUUCUCCUACUCCCACCUGGUGUGCCGCACCGCGAUCGAAGAGACGCAGGCUGAGAGGAAGGACAGCAGCCAUCCAGUCCACGUGGACAACUGCAUCCUGAAUGCGGAGACCCUCGUGUGCGUCAAGGAACCCCCCGCCUACACCUUCCGGGACUACAGUGCCAUCCUUUACCUAAACGGGGACUUCGAUGGAGGAAACUUCUAUUUCACCGAGCUGGACGCCAAGACUAUGACGGCAGAGGUGCAGCCCCAGUGUGGAAGAGCUGUGGGAUUCUCUUCAGGCACUGAAAACCCGCAUGGAGUGAAGGCUGUCACCAGGGGGCAGCGCUGUGCCAUUGCCCUGUGGUUCACCCUGGACCCUCGGCACAGUGAGCGGGACAGAGUGCAAGCCGAUGAUCUGGUGAAGAUGCUGUUCAACCCGGAGGAGGUGGACCUGCCCCAGGAGCAGCCCCUGCAUGCGCAGGGCAGCGAGCCCCAGCCUGGACAGGAGUCGGCCUCAGGCAGUGCGGCGAGGCACAAGGAGGAGCUAUGACGGCGCCAGGUCGCACUCAGCCAAGCGAUGGACCGUGGGGAGGAGCUCUGUGGUGCGUGCUGGCCUGCCCAGCCCCCGCGGGCCGUGGAGCAGGGGGCGCUUUGGUCUGUUGCCCCGUCAAGAGGAUCCUGCCCAUCACCGUCCCCGUGGUGCUACUGUUCCUGGAGCGGACAUAGAAGGACAUCACUCCUCUCCAGGCCUGGCUGAAGGCUCGGGACAUGGGCCCAGAGCCACCGAGGGGCCCGCACAGGCGACUGUGUGACAGCAAUAAAGUAUUUAAGUGUCUCUGUAGACAACCGAAGAAUGCAUGAUGGGUGGCUCUGGGUUUGGUUUGUUGCGAGGGUGGAAAGAUGCUCCUUCUACCCCAGUGACUUGAGGGGGACUGCCCUGGGCAGGGUGCAGCGGCCUGGGUGACGCGAGGAGGCCUGGCUAGAGCCCCGCGCAGCCUCAGUCCAGACACCUACCUAGCCAGGCACCCUGGGGCUGUCGUCUGCAUAAGAGGGGUUGUAGUCCUCACUACCCACCGUCUGGGCGACCUGCGGCCCAGGUAAUGUCGGAGGUGAUGGCACUUUGUAAAACUCCGGGUGAAUGGCCGGGAUUAUCACUAAUCCUCUCCUGGCAGGGAGUGGUAGUCAGCAGUGCUCUGGCGUGUCGUCCCCGUGGCAGCCACAUGCUUCCUGCUCUGCUGGCUGGCCUCGGAGCCCCACGCCUCAGCGCUUCCCUGUGCAGGAUGACACUUGUAGGAGACAGCGUGCGACUGGAGAUUCGGCUCCUGACUGUGUCCCUAGCCCAAGCCCAUCACCUCUGUGCUUGAGAUGCCAUAGGGUAGGAAGUGUAGGAACUGAGUAAUCAUUUAGUCAAUUGACUAAUAUUUACACACUGAGCAUCAGCUAAGUUCCUGGUGCUGAAAAUAUAGCCCCACGUUUAUAAAGAGUCUAUUUUGUAGGGGAGACAAAUAAACAUGGGGCAAGUGGCAUGGGU
Molecule: messenger RNA, 3294 nt
Organism: Chinchilla lanigera (long-tailed chinchilla)
Lineage: Eukaryota; Metazoa; Chordata; Mammalia; Rodentia; Chinchillidae
Gene: P3h1
Product: prolyl 3-hydroxylase 1
Exons: 15
Coding region: 103-2313 (736 amino acids)
Biological process (GO): collagen metabolic process
Cellular component (GO): endoplasmic reticulum
Molecular function (GO): procollagen-proline 3-dioxygenase activity; L-ascorbic acid binding; iron ion binding
Source: RefSeq, a predicted model, not a curated record